UUAAAUAUGAGUAAUUUAAGUAGGGGUAAGUAAUUUAAUUUAAUUAGUGCUAUAGUAGAACCAUUUAAGUAGGAGUUCAAUGAUACUUUAGUUUGUAGUUACGUAGUAGUAAAUUAGUUUAGAAAAUUAGUUCUACGCAUUUAUUAUUACAAUUGCAGUACUAUUAGAGACGUGUUUAUAAAUUAAUUAUGAUUUAGAAUAGAAUUUGGCAUAUGCAGUAUAGAAUUUGAGUGUCAUCACGUAGUUAUGAAUACUUAUACAUUGUAGUUGAAUUUCAUACUUAGUUUUUACGAAUUAUUGAAUAAGGUAGUGAAGUAAAGAGUAUAACUCGAUAAGUAUUAUGUGAUAUACAUAUAUGUCGAGCAAGAUGCAGUUUCAAGUAUUUUAUGGUGAAUACAAUGUUAUGUAUGGGCCAAAUGGAGUAGAUCUUUCUGCCUUUAAGCGCACAUCUAGCGGCAUAGAUAAACCUCUGGAAAGGAGUUUUGGUUCCAUAUGUAAGUGGCUGCAGCGUGGGUUUCAUGUUGAUCCGUUGACACAUGUGAUCACUCUCCAGUCUCUUGUUAAUUGGGAGGUAGAAAGUGAAUUAUGGGAAUUAAUGAUGAUACACAGCACUGAUGACUGGCAGAAGUACAUGCAAGCAGCUCUAGAGCGUGGGUGGCCUCUGGCCAUUCUUGUUCAAAUUCAGGAGAAGACACAAAAUGAAAUCCAACAUUGUGCAGAUCAAGGAACUCCGAGUAUUCAAAGAGAGACCAAUUAUGUUGAGCAAGAUGAGUCAGAAGAGACAGAGAACCAAAACAUGGGACCACAGGGCCUUGCUGAUGAGGGAGAGAUGAUACAUAGCAUUGUGGACGAGAUGGAGGCAGAAGACCAAACCGCAAUAGAGAUGGAAGAAUAUGAGGACUCAUCUGAUGACGAGCAGUACUCAUUGCCAAAAGAGUGGAAAGAGCAUGGUUUUGGUAGUCAUGUCACAGAAGAUGUACGAAAUCAGGAGUGGGAGUACAGAGGGAACGAGGUAGUGCAAGGUGCAACAUAUCCAAACAUUGAAGCCGUAAAAGAUGCUGUGAGACUAUGGGCAAUCUCAUUGAAACGAGAAUUCAGAGUCGUAAAGUCUGGCAGUAAAGAAUAUGAGGUGAAGUGUGUGAAUGCUAGAUGUCCAUGGCGAGUACAUGCAUUCAAGGGAAAAUGGAAGUCAAACUGGAAAUGUUCCAUUGUCACAGAGCACACUUGUUUGCUGUCAGAAGUUCUUCCCUCGCAUCGCAAUAUAUCAUGCGACUUUGUUGCAAAGCAAAUGUAUGGGUUUAUUAUGGACAACCUAAAUUAUGAGCCAAAAAUGAUUGUUCGAUACAUUGAGCAGACUUACCAGUACACCAUCAGUUAUUUGAAGGCAUGGCGGGCUAAACAAAGGGUGUUCGAGAUGCGGUUCGGCACAUACGAGGCAUCAUAUGAUAACCUACCUCGUAUGUUAUCCCAGGUUGCUGCUAGAAAUCCUAGAAGCUUUUAUGACACAUACCUUGUACCAGCCGUGACUAGGGGACAAAGAAUUAUGCAACGAGCCUUCUUUUGCAUAGGUGCUUGUGUUAGAGCAUUUCAAUUUUGUCUUCCGGUGAUCUGCAUUGAUGGCACAUUUUUGACUGGAAGGUAUAAAGGUCAGAUACUCACCGCAAUCGGUGUAGAUUGCAACAACCAAAUUAUUCCGCUCGCAUUUGCAUUUGUUGAGAAUGAGAACAUAGACAGUUGGUAUUGGUUCCUUAAACGAGUGAAGAUUCAUGUUGUUGCUGCACGUCCAGAUGUGUGCCUUAUUAGUGAUAGGCAUGCAGGUAUCCUGCAAUCAAUACUGAAAUUGCAACGUGGAACUGCGACAACGCCUCCAUUAUGGCCUGAUGUCCAAAACAGGUGGUGCAUUAGACAUAUGGGUGCAAACUUCUAUGAACACUUCAAGAACAAGGAUCUUAAGAACCUGUUUAAGAGGUUGUGCACCCAAAAUCAACAGAGAAAAUUCAAUGCAUUAUGGCAGAUGCUUGAUCAGUUGACUGCAGAGCUAGUGAAGGUAAGGGCAUCAGGAGCAGGCACGAGUCAGGCUGCAGAGGCUAGGGAUUCAAUUGAGAAGCCAUUUUCACACUGGAUUCGAGGUGCACCUAAGGAGAAAUGGUCAUUCCUUUAUGAUACCAACGGAAUACGGUAUGGUAUUCAGACAACGAACCAUGCAGAGUGUUUCAAUAUGGUUAUGCAUUCUUGUCGUGCCUUUCCACUUGUGGGAAUUGUUGAGUUCAUCAUGUAUGGGUGCAUGAAGUAUUUCAGAGAGCGUUACACGGCUGCAAGCAUAAACAUCAACAACCCCCAAAUUCAGUUUUGCAAAAGAGUGACACAAUAUAUGCAAGAGAAGAUUGAAAAGGCCAAACUGCACCGCGUCAUAUCCACAGGUACAAUGGAGCAUAGAUUUGAGGUUCUAUGCAAGGAUAGAAGUGGUCGUGGUAUCCGUAGAGAUAGGGUGGUACAGGAGAGUUUGAUUACAGUUGAUGGCAAAGCCUUCUGCUCCUGCAUGAAGCCUAAGUUAUUGCAUAUGCCAUGCUCCCAUCUCAUUGCGGCAUGUGCAGAGUCUGCGUUACAGCCAGGACUAUUUGUUUCACCGUACUUUAGCAAGGAAGCAGCUGUAUCCACAUGGGGACAUGAGGUAUACGGGAUUGGAAUUGUGGGGCCUUUCACUCAGGAUAAUGAGAAUAAGAUGUUUAUUCCUGAUCCAGCCACUAAGAAAGGCAAAGGCCGCCGUCAGACACGUCGUAUUCGGAAUGGUAUGGACGAGUCGGAAGCAAGCAAGGCACAAAAGCGUUGCAGCCAAUGUGGAGCAUUGAGUCACAACUACAAGAAGUGUCCUCAGAAUGCACUUCACGAUGCUGCUGACGUCGGUCCUUCCGAAAAUCCCAGAGAUGGAGCACCUCCUACGUUCAGACGAGCACCGGCGAGAAUUGUUCGUGGAAGGCAUUCGGUGUCAUGAUCCACAAUUGUAUUUCAUUAUUUGUAAUAUGUAGUAAUGAAAUAUGGCAGGUAUGGAGAUGGACUCCUUGCUAGACCCAGUGAUCGACUCGAGCCACAGGUCUUACUUUGCAGCUGUUGAGCACCGAGCCCUAGAGGUGCUACGUCCUCGUCCACCCGGCGAGGCGAUCUCUAUACACCACGAUUGGUGUGACCGGUUACGUGAGGCCGGCCUACUGACUCUGAGCCGUCUUGUCGAGGUUGGGCCUAUUCAGCUCGACCGAUCCCUCCUGACGGUGCUCGUUGACAGAUGGAGGCCGGAGACACACACGUUCCACCUCCCGUGUCGGGAGAUGACUCCUACGCUGCAGGACGUGGCCUACCUCCUCGGCCUCCCUAUCGUCGGGGAGGCUGUAGGUCCGCGUGUGGUGGCGGCCUCGUGGAAGGAUGAGCUGGAGGCCCGUUUUGCCCUGGUUGACCGCGUGGACGAAGCAGGUCCGAUCAACCCGCACCCGCGAGCAUCAGGUCCUUCGAAGACCUGGUUCCUACAGUUUACACCUGCCUUGUUGGCUGCGGAUGCCGACGAGUACAGUGUGACCAGAUCGCUGGAGGCGUACCUACUUUGGUUGUUUGGUUACAUCAUGUUCAACAACACUCAUGGCAACUCGGUCGAUAGGAUUCUCCUUCCGUAUGCAUGGGAGAUUGCGGAUGGGGACGAGGACGUACUGCCCUACAGCUGGGGUGAGGCGGUACUUGCAGCCACUUACCGUGGACUCUGCGAUGGGUGCAUGAAGACACAUGGGAACGCUAUCCUGUCAGGGUGCCCACUACUGCUACAGCUUUGGUCGUACGAGAGGCUAGCCGUUGGUCGCCCCUUGGUCAUCCACGAGCCUUACCACGGGGGCAUGUACGGCGACGAGGAGGACGAGAGGCCCACUAUGGGAACUAUCUGGAUCUGGUGUCAGAGGUCCUGGGCACAUGCGCGGGUUAGACGCGCAUAUCCUGAGUUUGUUUCGGAGCUCGACAUGCUGACGCCCGAGGAUGUUGUCUGGGAGCCUUACAGCCCAGAGGCUGUGGCUACCCGUGCACCAGCAGGCCUGUCUUCGCACUGCUCCGCGAAUGCGAGCCUGUGGCUUACUUCCGCCGUUCUGGUUUAUGACAUCGCGGUUGAGGCAUAUUGCCCCUGGAGAGUCAGGAGACAGUUUGGGCAGCGCCAGGAGUUUCCGGUGCCCACCGCGUUGGAGCGUGUCAGUCGCCAGGACCACAGGUUGUCAAGGAGUGGCUUGCCGUGCUCUGAUGAUUGGCUCACCAAGAUCCAGCCGUGGGUGGACCAAUGGGAACAGGCAGACGAGCACUUGGUCCAUCCAACAGGACCACACACAGAUAGCUUCUUUAGGGCUUACCUCACCUGGUACUUACCCCGGACUCGGGCUCGUCUGGUUUUUGUUGACACUCACCCACAGCCACACCAGGCGAGGCCUCAGGAUGGCUAUGCCCGGCACCACGUGGAGGCACUAGCUGGCGCGCUUCGCCUUUGCAACAUGAUGGAGACGGACUGCUCGACUUACUUGACGAGGGUACGUGCCGGAUCCCCAAUGACCCAGUUUGAGCAGACAGAGGCAUGGUCGAGGCAGCGUGAUCAGUUGCGUCAGGUAGCGCACAACUUCGGAACCCGUGUGCAGUACGAAGACAGCCACAGGUCGUCUCAGGCCUCGUCGUCGUUCCCGUGUCCGUCGACCGUGCACGGGCCGACGUCGCAGUUCUUCCCAAGUGCAGCUACUGCGUUCGGCCAUACUGGAAUGUUUAGAGGGACAGCACCAGUUGGCGGACCGUAUCCAGGGAUGGUACUGGGGCCACAGAUACCGGCCUACACAGGAUUCUACCCCGAUGCGGGCGCCGGACCUUCUUCCUCCUCCUUUCGACCAGAUAACGAGACCUUCACCUUAGACGACUUCGACAGCUUGUCUCUAGAAGAGCCUGCCGCGCAAGGUGACCCCGAUGUCUUGGGGUAUUCACAGCUAGGAGGCGCACCACUUGGGAUCUCUCAGCAGCAGACACCGCAGCCCCUUGCGCGUCCUGAGCGACAGGUGAGGUCUCCGGAUGUUCUCACCUACUCCGAGGGCCAUGUCCGUGCCCAGCAGAGGGCUAAGAGGGUCCGACGCCCUAGGGGUGGUUAGAUAUAUCUGAUAUUUAUUUGUAAUGAGAUAGUUGUGGACCUCUUAUUUGUAUCCGAUGUUUAUGAUUGUGCUAGUUUACUUGUCAUUUGUUUCUAUAGAUACUAUUGAUGUGAACUUGUUAUGUUUAGGGGUUCCAUAAUGCUCGUUAAAUAAGGGAAGUUUUUGC
Molecule: messenger RNA, 5313 nt
Organism: Panicum virgatum (switchgrass)
Lineage: Eukaryota; Viridiplantae; Streptophyta; Magnoliopsida; Poales; Poaceae
Product: serine/threonine-protein phosphatase 7 long form homolog
Exons: 9
Coding region: 3036-5147 (703 amino acids)
Biological process (GO): meristem development; meristem maintenance
Source: RefSeq, a predicted model, not a curated record